UACACCCGGGAAGCCUACGAGGACUAUGAAGACUACAAGGAUGAGAUGCCAGCUGCGGAUGAUCCGAGUGCCAACUCUCAGCCUGUGACGCCCCUGCAGCUGUUUGAGGGUCGAAGGAGCCGCCGCAGAAGGGAGGCUCCCAAGGUGGCCGAGGAGCAGGAGUCCAGAGUGCAGUACACUGUGUGCAUCUGGCGCAAGGGCAAGGUGGGGUUGUCUGGCAUGGCGAUCGCAGACAUCACCCUCCUGAGUGGAUUCCACGCCCUGAGGGCCGACCUGGAGAAGCUGACGUCCCUCUCUGACCGGUACGUGAGUCACUUUGAGACCGAUGGGCCCCAUGUCCUGCUGUACUUCGACUCGGUCCCGACCACCCGGGAGUGUGUGGGCUUUGGAGCCCUGCAGGAGGUGGCCGUGGGGCUGGUGCAGCCGGCCAGCGCUGUCCUGUAUGACUACUACAGCCCCGACCACAAGUGCUCUGUGUUUUAUGCCGCACCGAGUAAGAGCAAGCUCCUGUCCACCUUGUGCUCUGCCGAUGUCUGCCAGUGUGCCGAGGGGAAGUGCCCUAAACAGCGCCGCUCUCUGGAGCGAGGGGAGCAGGACAAGGAUGGCUACAGGAUGAAGUUUGCCUGCUAUUACCCCCGAGUGGAGUAAGGCUUCCAGGUUAAGGUUCUCCGAGAAGAUGGCAGAGCUGCCUUCCGCCUCUUUGAGACCCAGAUCACCCAAGUCCUGCAUUUCAGCAAGGAUGCCAAGGCUUCUGUAGGUCAGACCCGCAACUUCCUGGUCCGGGCCUCUUGCCGCCUCCGCCUGGAGCCUAACAAAGAAUACUUGAUCAUGGGUCUGGAUGGGGUCACCAGUGACCUCAAGGGAGAGUGAGUCCUCCGGCCCUGCCAUCCCCUGCUCC
This is a messenger RNA of Alexandromys fortis (reed vole), 898 nucleotides long. RefSeq names its product complement C4-like. Gene Ontology annotation, cellular component: extracellular region. The transcript is spliced from 9 exons. The coding region runs from base 46 to 648 and encodes 200 amino acids. NCBI's taxonomy places the organism in Eukaryota, Metazoa, Chordata, Mammalia, Rodentia, Cricetidae. The record is from RefSeq and is a predicted model, not a curated record. Gene Ontology annotation, biological process: complement activation.